Molecule: messenger RNA, 2957 nt
Organism: Salvelinus namaycush (lake trout)
Lineage: Eukaryota; Metazoa; Chordata; Actinopteri; Salmoniformes; Salmonidae
Product: syntaxin-binding protein 1-like
Exons: 19
Coding region: 1-1779 (592 amino acids)
Biological process (GO): vesicle-mediated transport; intracellular protein transport; neurotransmitter secretion
Cellular component (GO): secretory granule; plasma membrane
Molecular function (GO): syntaxin binding
Source: RefSeq, a predicted model, not a curated record
AUGGCACCACUCGGACUAAAAGCCAUUGUGGGAGAAAAGAUUAUGAAUGAUGUCAUCAAGAAGGUGCACAAGAAGGGCGAAUGGAAGGUUCUGGUAGUAGACAAGCUGAGCAUGAGGAUGAUGUCAUCCUGCUGUAAGAUGACAGAUAUCAUGUCAGAUGGCAUCACCAUUGUUGAAGACAUUGGCAAGAAGCGAGAGCCUCUCCCCAGUAUGGAGGCCAUCUACCUAAUAACUCCCAAUGAUGAGACUGUGGAGGCACUUAUAGAUGACUUCAGAGACCCGCGGUCGCCCAGAUACAGAGGAGCUCACGUCUUCUUCACUGACACAAUCCCAGAUACAUUGUUCAAUCUGUUGACGAAAUCCCGUGCGUCCAAAGCCAUGAAGACCUUGACUGAGAUCCACAUCGCCUUUCUGCCCUAUGAGUCACAGGUGUUUUCCCUGGACAAGACAGAUGCCUUCCAGGACUUCUACAGCCCCUACAAGGCUGACAUCAAGCACAACAUGUUGGAGCGCUGUGCUGAGCAGAUCGCCACUCUCUGCAACACCCUGAAGGAAUACCCUGGCAUCAGAUACAGAGGGGAGUACAAAGACUGUGCCACUCUGGCUCAGCUCCUGCAGGAAAAGCUAGAUGGCUACAAGGCAGACGACCCCACCAUGGGAGAGGGUCCGGACAAAUCUCGCUCCCAACUCCUGAUUCUGGACCGAGGCUUUGACCCAGUCUCUCCCAUCCUCCACGAACUCACCCUCCAAGCCAUGGGCUAUGACCUGCUGGGCAUCGAGAACGACGUCUACAAGUAUGACACCAGUGGGAUGGGGGAGGUCAAGGAGAAGGCGGUGUUGCUGGAUGAGGAUGAUGACCUGUGGAUGAGUCUCAGACACAAGCACAUUGCCGAAGUCACCACGGCUGUGACCCGCUCCCUCAAAGAAUUCUCAGCCACCAAAAAGAUGAACACAGGAGAGAAGACCACAAUGAAAGACUUGUCUCAGAUGCUGAAGAAGAUGCCGCAGUAUCAGAAAGAGCUAAGCAAGUACUCUACCCACCUCCACCUGGCUGAAGACUGUAUGAACCGAUAUCAGGGCACGGUGGACAAGCUGUGUCGUGUUGAGCAGGAUCUAGCGAUGGGUACAGAUGCAGAGGGGGAGAAGAUCAAGGACCCCAUGAGGGCCAUCGUACCCGUCCUGCUGGAUAAAGAUGUCACUGUCUUCGACAAGAUCCGCAUAAUCCUGCUAUACAUCUUCAUGAAGAACGGUGUUUCGGAGGAGAACCUGUGUAAGCUCCUCCAGCAUGCUAACAUCCCUCCUGAGGACAGUGACAUCAUCGCCAACAUGGCCCAUCUGGGCAUGCCCAUCAUCUUAGAGGGGAACCCGACCCGCAAAGUGAAAAAGACUGACCGGAAGGAGCGAGUGAGUGAGCAGACCUACCAGCUCUCCCGAUGGACCCCUCUCAUCAAGGACAUCAUGGAGGAUGCCAUUGAGGACAAACUGGAUCCAAAGCAGUACCCCUACAUCUCCCAACGCACUGCAUCCACCCACAGCAGUGCUCCAUCAAGUGCCCGGUACGGUAACUGGCAUAAGAACAAGGGCCCCACAGAGAUGAAGACAGGUCCCCGAGUCAUCAUCUUCAUCAUCGGAGGCAUGACCUUCAGCGAGAUGCGCUGUGUCUACGAGGUCACACAAGCCAAUGGAAAAUGGGAAGCCAUCAUUGGAUCAACCAAUAUCUUCACCCCUACACGCCUUCUUCAAGCCCUCAAAGACAUGGAUAAGCAACAAGAUGUUUGAGCUGAACAGCGAAGAGCUCCCUGGCUGCAGUUGUCCCCUCACCUAACCUACAAACUCUCCCAACUGGCAUACAUGAAUAGUCAGGACCCAAGACAUAACAAGCCCUUCUACUCUAUACAUAAGACUGAAGAAAACAAAUGGCAGCAUCUAUUUCUAGCAUAUCCAUGUCAUGUAUUCAGAUAUCAUGUUUCAAUAGAAUUACAUAAGAUCCCUCAACCAGAGAACCACAUAAUGUUUUAACUACUGUACAUACACCCUUAAUGAUUGGAUGGAAGAGUAGAGAUUGAGUGUACGCUGGAUAACUGUUGAUACUAUGAGCAGUAGAUGUAAACUGCCAUCUCAGGAUGCUGUUGUUUCACUUCCUUGAAAAGGAAGCCAGUCAUAGAGGAGAUUAGAUUAGUGUAGUUGGAAAUUGAAGAAUUAUUUAGGCUGGUGUUUGGUGUAGAGUGCUCAUCAUAUUUCAGAUAGGAGUAUAAAGGCACCAACUGUGAAGAUAGUGGGAUGGGAUCUAUGUAUAACGUUCCCCCCUCAAAAAUAUUUGCAAGAUUCCUGUGUUUCUAAGACUGUCUGUUUUUUAGUGUCAUUAUAUCUUUCGUCUCAGUGCUUGUAAACAUUUCCGGAACAUUGAGCAAAAAGACCGAUUUUUACUUUCAGUAUUUUGAAAAACUAUUUUAGAAUUUGGAAACUUCACCACCAUUUUAAAAUGAGAAACAUCGUCCGUCUCACGCAAUCAGUAGUUAGUAGAAUAUAUGCCAUGCUGUAUCAAUGUUUUGAUGGUGAUUCACCGAACUUUGGACAUGACAAUGUGAAGCCACUCUGUACUGGUGGUCAUUUAGCGGUAGUAAACAAUACAGUAGUUGGACAGUGAUCAAACAUUGGAAAGUUCUUCCUCUAUUAGUUUAGUUGUCUGUCUCUGUUCAUUAACAUUAUGUCACUAUAUUGACUUGAUUUGUCCUUUCCUCUCCCUGUAGUAGUUACGGUCAUUUCCGUUCCACUUUCCAGUGUUGACACCGUCAUGACGCAACAAUUUGUUGUCAUUGCAGCUGUUGUUGUUGUAUAGUGAUUUGUUAGCUUUCUAUCAGAGUGAUCUAUUAUUUAUUAAGAGAUAUUAGUUCCCGUAAUACCAGUAUAACUUAUCAGAAUUCGAUGCUUGGAAGUGAUUUAUCACAAACCGUACU